AUGCUUUCCCUUGGCCGGCCGAGCCAGCAAACCCAGCCGCCUGCCAAGGAGCGCACGGAGGCGGACCCGGGGCCGGCCGGGGACCGAGAGCGCUGUCUCCAAGAAAACCUCAUGCCCAGCUGCAGUGACGUAGCCAUGAUCUCUUCGCCGGCCUUGCCUGAUGGAGACGACGAAAGAGACGGCUGCGUUUUGACGUUUGCAGACUUGGAGCUGAAAGAGCAUCUUCCGUUCCCCUCCAGAAGCCACCUGAAAGCCGAGUUAGAUGCCAGGGCCAGGAAGAAGCAUGCAUCUGCAAAGAGGAAGUUGGGUCUGUCACGUGAGUUGCAAAACCCUCCACGACCGACGAGCCCUCUGUGGCCGCUGUUAACAUGGCCCUCCCUCUCUUUACCCAAACUCCUCGUUGCCCAGCUUCCUUUGUCCCCCUUCCAGGCCUUCGCUCUCUUUGUCAAGGCCAAGGAAGCGGUCACCGAUUCUCGCUGCCCAAUGUCCGCUUGCCAAGGGCCGGUUCACUGGAGAUGCUGCCAACAGACCUUCAGAGACCUGGUGGGCAUCCACCGGCACGUGGCCGCCCACCAUUUUGCCGACGUGGGGCAACAGACGGCCGCCAUCUUGAAGCAGAUAGCCGCCGAAGCGGACGCCAUAAGCAGCCGGUUGCCCGCAGACAAGCCGCCGAGGCCCAAGGGGCCCCCGUAUCGACCUCAGGAGACGCUCCCAGACAUAAGCCAUAUCGGGGCGGACGAAUGGAUGAGUGAGGCGGGACAGGUUCUGCUCUUCUACUGUUACUGCGAGGUGGCUGAUCCUGAGGGACUGGGCCUGUGGCAGAAGGCUUUGUGUCAGCACCUGCACCUGAAGGGGAAGGUACGAAUCGCUUCUGAAGGCAUUAACGGAACCGUGGGCGGGAGCACAAGUGCGACCCGCCUUUAUGUGGACACGAUGCUUUCGCACCCGCUCUUUAAAGGCGUUUUGACAAGGGACGAUUUCAAGACUAGCGCAGGUGGAGCUCACUGUUUUCCAGACCUUCGGGUUGGCGUCUUUGAAGAAAUCGUACCCCUGGGGAUCAACCCAAAGAAAGUCUCCUACAAAGAAACUGGAAUCCAUUUGACUCCAAAGGAGUUUCAUAUAGAAGUGGAGAAAUAUCUUUCUCAGGGUAAUAAAGCACAGAAGGACACCAUUUUGCUGGACUGCAGGAACUUCUACGAAAGUAAAAUAGGGCAUUUCCAAGGCUGUUUGGCUCCAGACAUCCGGAAAUUCAGCUACUUCCCCAGCUACGUCGACGAGAACUUGGAAAUUUUCAGAGGGAAACGUGUCCUGAUGUACUGCACGGGGGGGAUCCGUUGCGAGCGCGGCUCGGCCUACCUCAGAGCCAAGGGCAUAUGCAGAGGAGUGUACCACCUCAAGGGCGGCAUCCACAGGUACUUGGAAGAAUUUCCGGACGGGUUCUAUCGAGGGAAGCUUUUUGUCUUUGACGAACGGUACACCAUCUCCUCCAAUGGUGAUGUGAUUUCAGCCUGCCGCUACUGUGGGAGUCUCUGGGACCAGUACCAACUUUGCUCCACCCGGCCCUGCCGCCAGCUCGUCCUGACAUGCCCACAGUGCCAGCGGAAAGGGCUGACUGCCUGCUGCCCUGUCUGCCAGAAGAAGGCCCCCCUCCUGGCCCCAAACCUUUCCGGAGAAGCCUUCAAAGAGCAAUGCGAGUGUACGGAGAUGCGGCAGCAGGUGCCUGUAGAACGCGUUUAA
Euleptes europaea (tarantolino) is the source of this 1737-nucleotide messenger RNA. It is a transcript of the gene TSTD2, whose product is annotated as thiosulfate sulfurtransferase like domain containing 2. The transcript is spliced from 10 exons. The coding region runs from base 1 to 1737 and encodes 578 amino acids. Lineage: Eukaryota; Metazoa; Chordata; Lepidosauria; Squamata; Sphaerodactylidae. The record is from RefSeq and is a predicted model, not a curated record.